Molecule: messenger RNA, 1584 nt
Organism: Camellia sinensis
Lineage: Eukaryota; Viridiplantae; Streptophyta; Magnoliopsida; Ericales; Theaceae
Product: protein SRG1
Source: RefSeq, a predicted model, not a curated record
UCAAAUCUCUUCACAAGUCCACAACUUUGCUUUUCUGUUCUAAGACGCAACUAUUACAUUUCCGGAGGCAGCUAUUGCCUAAGGAUUGCUUUUCCUUCAAAUCACAUCACAUAUUAGAAGAUUGAAUCAGAGAUUAAUAAAAAGUUUGGAACUUUGAAGAACAUGGACAAGGAAUCAGUAGGAGAAGAAGAGGUGGUCAACUUUGGGAAAUCUCUGAUAGUACCCAGUGUUCAAGAACUUGCCAAAGUUGCCAUCAACAAAAUCCCACCCAGGUAUGUGCGCGAAGACCAGAAACAGGACCCUCCGGUCAUAACAUCGUCCGAACAGGUGUUUGUUCCACCGGUGGUGCCGGUGAUUGAUCUUCAAAGCUUGGUUUCAUCAUCAGAAGGGGAUCACAUGGAUUCUCAUGAAUUGGAGAGGCUGCACUCUGCUUGCAAAGACUGGGGUUUCUUCCAGGUUGUAAAUCAUGGAGUGAGCAUUUCAUUGUUAGAGGAAUUCAAGAGGGAAGUUGUAUAUUUUUUCAAGCUUUCUUUGGAAGACAAAAAGAAAUUAUGGCAACAGCCAGACAACCAUGAAGGUUUUGGGCAGCUCUUUGUGGUAUCAGAGGAGCAAAAGCUCGACUGGAGUGACAUGUUCUACAUUACCACUCUUCCAACAAGUCUAAGGCGGACUCAAUUAUUUGACCUUCUACCUCCAAAACUCAGGGAAACAAUGGAAGCAUACUCUGCAGAAGUGAAAAAGCUAGCCAUGAUCAUCCUAAGUCAGAUGGCUAAAGCUCUAAAGAUGGACAAUGAAGAGAUGAAAGAACUAUUCAGUGAUGGGGUACAGUCCAUGAGAAUGAAUUAUUAUCCUCCAUGCCCUGAGCCUGACAUGGCCAUCGGCAUCACUCCUCACUCCGAUGCAGGUGCUUUAACCAUUCUGUAUCAGCUCAAUGACACCCAAGGCCUCCAAAUUCAGAAAGAAGGGAAAUGGGUACCCGUUAAACCAUUGCAAGAUGCUUUUGUUGUCAACAUUGGGGACAUCAUGGAGAUUGUGAGCAAUGGUGUGUAUCAAAGCAUUGAGCACCGAGCAAUGGUGAACUCGAGAAAAGAAAGGAUGUCCAUUGCAACAUUUUACAGCACCAAUUUAGAGUCGGAGCUAGGUCCUGCGCGUAGCCUUAUUGGACCAAACAAGCCUGCAGUUUUCCGACGAGUCCUCUUUGACAAGUAUUUCAAGGACUUCUUUGCCCGAAAACUCAAGGGUAAGUCGAACCUUGAUUUCAUGAAAAUUGAAACUCAUGAGGAAGAUGGCUCAAGUUAAAUUCUGGUGCAAUUACCAUAAACAGAAGCUCUCUCUUUUCAUUCAUCAAGAAGUGUAGGCUACUGCAUUGUUUUUACAUAAUGUGUGUGUGUAUGUGUGUUUUUUUUUUCUUUUCUUUGAAAUUUUUUGGGCGUUGGCAUAAACAAAGCUAAUGCAGGCACAACUGCAAUGAGCUGUCUAUGUAGAAUUACAAAAAUAAUAAUGAAAUAUAAUGACUCCUUGUGGUAAUUUCAUUUUAUAAUUUCAAGAAGUGUCACUCAUAUUAUUCUCAAUGAGAUUUUUGUA